AUGGAAGCUUUAAGCGGCUCUGGUUUGGAAGAUCAGAAAAUUGACCUCAAUUCUGGUGCAGAUGGGGAAUGGAAUUUAGACAUGGAGGAAGACAUGGAUAUAACAGAAGAUGAUUUCAGAAAUGUGUCUGGCCAGUUUUCAGGAACAUCGGCAGUGGAGGUUAGGGAUGCUGUCAAUGUGAGUGUCGAAAGCAAGAGAGUGGAUGUUAGUUCUAAAUCUGGUGUAAAGAGAGCCAGAACAAUCUCUCAGGAACAGCAACCAUCGGUCCAUGUUACUUAUAAACACUUAACAAGAGCUAGUAAGCAGAAGAUGGAAAGUUUAUUACAGCAAUGGGCAGAAUGGGAGGCAGAGCAAAAUGCUUUGUCCCAGGAUCAGGAUCAAGAUCAAGAACAAGGACUUGAGUCUGGCGAUAAGACAUAUUUCCCUGCUUUGCGUGUGGGAUUGCAGAAGACAUCAUCUGUGUCGUUCUGGUUCGACUACCGAACCGGUCGCAAUUCAUUGAAAGAGUUUGUUCCAGUGGAAAGUAUCACUACUCCUCUUUAUAACCGUGGAUUCUCAUUUGGUUUAGAUUCAGCCAAUGGCUCAAGUAACUCGGAAGGAGGCCUAGAGAUUACUGAUGAUCCUCCACGUUGCUUCAACUGCGGCGCUUACAGUCAUUCCAUGAGAGAAUGUCCAAAGCCAUUUGAUAGAGCAGCGGUUAGUACUGCGCGUAGGCAACAUAAAAGCAAGAGAAACCAGACUCCUGGUUCUCGUUUACCGUCUCGUUAUUAUCAGAGUCCUCAAGGUGGAAAAUAUGAUGGCUUGAAGCCUGGCUCAAUUGAUUCAGAGACAAGACAGCUUCUUGGUUUAGGGGAACUUGACCCUCCUCCAUGGCUUCACAGAAUGCGAGAGCUUGGAUAUCCACCUGGAUAUUUAACUGUAGAAGAAGACGAUCAUCUCUCUGGAAUCACUAUAUUUGGAGAGGAAGAAGAGACUAAACCAGAAGAAGUAGCAAAGACUGAGGAAGGUGAGAUCUUGGAAGAAGCAGCAAGCAUUCAAGAGCCGGAAAAGAAAAUGACAGUUGAGUUUCCGGGGAUUAACGCACCAAUACCGGAGAACGCAGAUGUUUUGUUAUGGCAAGAGAGGAAACACUCAGGUAAUGCUGCUUACUAUCAUGAUCUUCUCCAUCAUCAACCUCGAGAUCAGUAUAGAAGCGAAAUGGUUCUUCUCCAACAUUGUAAAAACAUGUCAUUUAUAUAUUGUUCUUCAUAA
Molecule: messenger RNA, 1251 nt
Organism: Microthlaspi erraticum
Lineage: Eukaryota; Viridiplantae; Streptophyta; Magnoliopsida; Brassicales; Brassicaceae
Source: the annotation of a GenBank genome assembly